AUGACUCCUCCUCUAUUCCACUCGAACAGUGCGAGCCUUAGAAGGGACCUUUUUCACACGCUUUCAAAGGCAGUGAAAACCAAUUUGGGGAUGCGAUCGGAGCAAUCCAAAGAAAACGCUAAUCACUUAGCACACACAAAAACACUUAUACUCCAAUUAGGAGACAGUUCAACUAGCCUUCAAAGCAGGACUAAUGCGGCUAUCGAAAUAUCUCAAAGGAUUCAUGAGUUUCCAUUGGAAUCGGUGCCAGAUAUCUGGUAUCGCGCAAAUGACCUCAUAGCAGGCCCAGUUCCUAGAGCUACUAGAAGAGUGGCACUUAAUCUACUUGGCUCAUGUUUGCAGAUACUACUACCACAAAUGGACGAUACAACACGACUCGCCUUUUAUUUUAAUAUCAUGGAUAGUUGCCUGAAGGAAACGGAGAAAGGACAGUUGCUUGAUCCAGAUUUGGAUCUUUUCAUGGAAUCGUUAGACAUUUUGACAUCGAACGGCUCGAAAAUAGAACAGUUCUUGAACUUAGAGGAAGAUGGGCUCUCUCUUGACAAGUUUUUGGCGAGAGUUUUCGAAGCCGUCGCAAAUGGUAAUUUAGAAAAGUUGCUUGCAAGAACAUUGAUAAGUAGUCUUCAAUUUGUCACCAGCUGUACUCGUUGUGGCCUUUCAAUUGGAGCUGGCGGAACUAAAUCGAUUAUACAGAUAGCACGCAAAGCGUUCGAUGAAAACGUACUGGUAAACUGCUUGUACUACAUUGAUGUUGUCAUAACAAAAAAACUCAUAACGGAUGAUGGAAUUCUCAUGAAUGUAGUACAAACGUUACUAAAUUCUUAUGGAAUCAAUAACAGAAUACGCCACCAGGUAAAUUCAAUAUUCGUAAACAUAUUGAGAAGUGAUUACCGAGAUUCAUCAUUACGAAUCUUAAUAGACUUAGCUGCCUGCUCUGAAAAACCUGCUGAUGUCCAAAAUGCUCUAAAUCUACUUAUUACACUUAUCUCCGACGAAGAGUAUAAUAAGCAUUUUCUCAAGGAUCCUGUUGAACCAGAUGUAAUCGGUGAUCUACUAACGUCCCUCCUAAACAACCUCGAUUCACAUCGAUCCUUUAAUGGCUCUAAUAUUACAAUUCUCAGGUCUGUGGAAUCUUUGAUCAGCAGUUCCCGAUUUCUGACUUUCAUGAGAGAUUACCCUAAAUUUUGGAAAUCAAAUUCUGACGGUGAGCUUAGCAUUUUUGAACUUUUCAAUGUAACAGUCAGCGACGAAAGGCUGGGUCCCAAUGAGAAAAAAGUUGUUCUGAGUAUAUACCGACUAAUGCUAAAAUUUAUGGAGGAAAACCGAUACAGAGAUAUAGGAAUGGAUCAAUCCGAAGAUAUUGUGGUUUUCUUCUUCCAAAAAAUAGACAUACUGGAUAAUGAUGUGGCCAAGCGAAUUGUUCAAAUGCUUCACCAAAAUUUUGACGCUAUAUCGGCUAUUUCUGAUAUUUUGAAUCAUAUUUUGGACCUUUGUUUCAAUCCCUCAUCUUCGCAAGAGGUCAGAUCGAGUUCAUUUAAGUUACUGUUAGCACUUUUCCAUCACCAGGUUACAAGUCGACGGCUUCAAGACGAUGGGCCCUCCAAAUUCCUUGAACAGUUAUUCUGCGAGCUUAAACCUCAGCAAGAGGACUUCAUAAUAACCAACCUAGCUGAAUUCCAUUACGAAGUAUCAAAAACCAUAAAUCAUGCGAUAUUGGAGGAAUUAGACGUCAACUUUAUCCUCCCAGCAUUUAAGAUGCAGAAUGGAAAAAGGAGAAAAAGCUUGGUAUCAUUGAGUAAUACGUUUUCGAGCGAAACAGCUUGGUCUCAAACUCAGCUUGAAAUUCUUGCCAAAACAAUCGUUAAGUCUUUUGCCUGGAGUGUCGCUUUUGGAUCAGCCCAAAAAUGUGUUCAUUUUUACAACAUGCUUAUCACAAUUGCUGAAUAUGCGAUACAGAAUGAAAAUACCAUUCUACUGCUUAUACCAUCGAGAAUUCUUACAAAAAUCGGAAUAAAUUCUGCCGGUGAAAUAUCGCUCGUAAGCCCAAAAGAGGUUGAAGGAAUAAGUACAGCCCUCGGAAGAAAUGCCAACGUGGAUUCACAGUGUAAUGCGUGCUUGUGGAAAUUUCCUGAGGAAGUAGAUUUUAUACCCUCCGAGUUUUAUGGAGAAUGCAACUCGAAAAUCAAAGUGGUGGGAAAUAGUUUGAACGAUGACCUCAACGCAAUGGACUUGAGAUUAUGGAUAUCUUUAGUCCUCGAAAUACUUGACAAUCCGUCUGGUUGGGAAAUUUACUCUUAUCUGUUAACUUAUAUGUGCCCACAAAUCUCCAACUUGAUUGCUCUUCGGAGUGUUUCGGAUUUGAUAGAGUCUUACGAAAAGCUCUUAUGUCGUCACCUUACUCAAGGGACACCGUCCAAGCUGAAUCUACCCAAAGGACUCUACAAAGGCAAUUUGUAUGUUGCGUUCGUACGGAAUUUAAGCUCUCUUUUGGGAUAUCAUGGCUCAUCUUUAAAAACAUCCUCUGAUGAUUUGGUGAGUGCCUUAAUUCAUGCAUUGCGAUCGUGGGAAAUAACUCUCAUCCCUGUGGUACACAUCUUGACAGUAUGCUGUUAUGAAAUUCCCAACUCUGUAAAAAAGUUCCUGACUCCCAUUCUAGUGCAGCUUCAAACACGUAUCACAAGCUCCCUCAGCAUACCUACAAUCUUAGAGUUUAUGCUCGCACUCCCGGAUUCGCCUUCCAUUAUAUCACAUUUGACAAUUGAUGAGUUCAAGCGGGUGUUUGCCAUCGGAUUCAAGCUAAUUCAAACAUCCAGAGAUCUCCAGAAAAAGGCGCAGGAUGAAAAUAUCGAACAAAAUAUUUCGUAUUCUGAAUUGGGGGCAGAUUUGUCCCCAUCAACAGUUACAUUCAAGAUCAGUAAGCCAAUUGCGCACUUUUUCUUGACCUUAUCUUACAAGUUAAUUUCAAGUUGGCUCCUUCGAAUGAAAAUGGAACAAAGGAAAGAGCUGGCUUCCUUCCUUAACAAAAGUCUAAUUUUGAGUUCACCAAACAGCAACACUUUAGAUCAUGACACGCUUGCUUAUUUGGAUUUCAUUUCUAGAUUCACUCUCUCCGAUGAUGAUUUUGCAGUUACAAGUAUACCCAAUGAUAAUCCACAUGAAUCUAAUAAUCAUUACAGUCUCGGCCGGUGGAUCUGUGGAGACAGCAUCGUGAGCAUAGAAACAGAGACAAACACAGGCAAAUCAUUGGUUACACUCAGAGGCCUAUCAGGCACAAGUGUUAUGGAGGUUGCACCAUUAACUCCAGAUGUUCCCAAAACGUAUGAUCUUUUUUCCUUUGAUAGAGAAGCUCGAUCUGCGUCUUCUCCUUAUAAUUCAACAGGUGGAACUUAUAGCGCAAGUAACAUGUUUGUUCAGCUUUGUGUCACUCGCUCAGCGAUAGAGAAGCCCAUCAAAAUUCCCGAUGAUAAGGUGAUUCUGCGUUCAUUGAGUAUGUUUGAUAAAUUGCCUGUGGAUGAAUUUCAUAAAAUAGGAAUGAUUUACAUGGCAGCUGGUCAAACAAAAGAAAGUGAAGUGCUUUCAAAUACUACGGGCUCAUAUCAAUAUCAUUGGUUUUUAAGUCAGAUUGGCAAAUUUAUCAAACUUGGUGAAUCUGAAAAUAGCUACACCGGUGGACUACAAGGAGGUUCAGAUGGAGAGUAUGCUUUAAUUUGGAACAACAGGAGAACGCAGCUCGCUUUUCACACUACCACGCUGAUGCCAAAUGAUCCCAAUGAUGAGCAUUUCUCUUUGAAAAAGAGACAUGUAGGAAACAAUUUCGUCAACAUCUUCUACGAUGAAUCUGGCUCUCAGGACUUCGAUUUCAACUUGAUUAAAACCCAGUUUAACUUCUUCAAUUUGGUCAUAAAGCCUUACCUUGUAUAUCCUGAUGAUGAUCCGCAAAUCAGCCAACAUUACAAAGUUAGACUCUAUCGAAAAUCUGGAGUUCCGGGAUUGUUUUCAGCGUCACAUUUCAAAGUUUUGAAUAAGGAGGAUGUGGCACAGUACGUGCGACAUGUUGCAAUGAUUGCAAAUACGUUUGCUUUCAAGUGGUUCACUACGAGCACUCCAGAUGUCUGCACUACAUGGGCAGCCAGAUCCAAGCAACUACAAAUGAUUAGGGAUAGGAUAGGCAAGCGAGAACAGGAGAAUAAUGAUUCGUCUGAGCGUAGUUCAACCACGAAAAAUUCCCAUAGUUCUGAUUUGCCAAUGUUACAGAAAUUUGAUUUCAGUUCUUAUACUUAG
Molecule: messenger RNA, 4281 nt
Organism: Lachancea fermentati
Lineage: Eukaryota; Fungi; Ascomycota; Saccharomycetes; Saccharomycetales; Saccharomycetaceae
Source: the annotation of a GenBank genome assembly